Hypanus sabinus (Atlantic stingray) is the source of this 1623-nucleotide messenger RNA. RefSeq names its product transducin beta like 2 (gene tbl2). Gene Ontology annotation, biological process: endoplasmic reticulum unfolded protein response. Gene Ontology annotation, cellular component: endoplasmic reticulum. NCBI's taxonomy places the organism in Eukaryota, Metazoa, Chordata, Chondrichthyes, Myliobatiformes, Dasyatidae. The transcript has 7 exons. Gene Ontology annotation, molecular function: protein binding. Bases 68 to 1390 code for a protein of 440 amino acids. The record is from RefSeq and is a predicted model, not a curated record.
CUCCCGACGUGCCGACGCCACGCUGCCACGCUGCCACGCGCGCUGACGUUGCCGCGCAGCCGGGCGAAUGGACCAGUUUGCCGUGGUCGCCCUUUCCCUGCUCCUCGGGGCGCUCGUUUUCCUCAUCUCGGCGGUGCUGAGCAGGUCGCGGAGUGGACUGCCGCAGCAGGACAACAGCGGCGACGAAGACAGUAAAGUCAGUAAUGAUGCGAGCGAGAGGAAUGUGGCAUCAAAGAAGCAAAAGUUGCAACGUUCACGCAAAGAAAAGUUACAGCAGCAUGUGUUUACCCACCCGUUGCUGGCCACUUCACUGAAGGGCCACAACGGAAAUAUCAGCUGCCUCGAUUUUAGUAGCAAUGGGAAGUACCUAGCCUCCUGUGCUGAUGACCGCACAGUUCGAAUUUGGAGUACAAAAGAUUUUCUAGAGCGUGACCAUCGUUGUAUGCGUGCUAAUGUUGAACUUGAUCAUGCCUUGCAUGUGUGCUUCAGCCCUGACUCCAGAGCCUUCAUCACAUGGCUAGCAAAUGAAGAAACAAUUCGUGUUUUUAAAAUGACAAAAAGGGAUGAUGGUUCAUACACAUUCACUGCUGCGCCUGAAGACUUCCAAAAGAGGCACAAAGCUCCUAUUGUGAACAUUGGAAUUGCUGAAACAGGGAAGUUCAUUAUGUCUGCCUCCAGUGAUACUACCAUCCUAAUCUGGGAUCUGAAAGGAGAGGUUCUUGCUACAAUUAAUACUAAUCAGAUGAACAAUGCUUAUGCUACUGUGUCUCCAUGUGGAAGAUUUGUGGCCUCGUGUGGCUUUACACCAGACGUGAAAGUUUGGGAAGUAUGUUUUACCAAAUCGGGAGAAUUCCGAGAAGUAAUGAGAGCCUUUGACCUCAAGGGGCAUUCAGCUGGAAUUUACUCAUUUGCUUUCUCCAAUGACUCCAGACGAAUGGCAACAAUCUCUAAAGAUGGCACCUGGAAGCUGUGGGACACCGAUGUUCAGUACAAGCAGCAACAGGACCCAUACUUAUUGUUGACCAUGAAAUGUGAUGUUUCUGAUUCCAGCCGAAUAGCUCUUUCUCCUGAUGCCAGGGUGGUAGCUAUAUCGAAUGGCUUCAAUAUUACGAUGCAUAAUGCCAAGACAGGCAGUCAAGAAGAAGAAUUUCUCAAUGUGCACGGGGAGGAGAUUGCUGACCUGGCUUUUGAUAUUAACAGUAGGUUUUUGGUUUCUUGUGGUGAUCGUGCUAUCCGGGUCUUCCACAAUGUAGUGGGUUACCGAGCAGUUAUUGAAGAAAUGGAAGGCAGACUAAAGAAAGCAACAACUGAUGCAAUGCGGGAGAGGUUACAGCAGCAGAUUGAUGAUGCGAAGAGCGCAUUGGAUGUGAUUUAUACAAAGAAACAAUAAUACUAGCAAACUGGGUUGACUUCCAUUUCCUGUACUGCUGAGUCUCUAGGCUCAGUUGAAUGUUUGUGACUUCACUUCAAUAUUUUUUGUAACACAAUGUGGAUGCAAUAUUCCUUGCCAUUAGAUUCCAGCUAUCAGGUCUCAACAGCCAUUGGAAUUGAUGUGUGGAUCUAAUUUCAACCUGUUUUGGCUGGAGCAGAGUAUCUAUAAAUGAGAGUAUAUAAAUUUUCAAA